Saxophila tyrrhenica is the source of this 948-nucleotide messenger RNA. RefSeq lists its product as uncharacterized. The record is from RefSeq and is a predicted model, not a curated record. The transcript is spliced from 2 exons. Gene Ontology annotation, cellular component: cytoplasm. Gene Ontology annotation, molecular function: histidinol-phosphatase activity. The coding region runs from base 1 to 948 and encodes 315 amino acids. Gene Ontology annotation, biological process: L-histidine biosynthetic process. Lineage: Eukaryota; Fungi; Ascomycota; Dothideomycetes; Mycosphaerellales; Extremaceae.
AUGCCCUUCUCCCACCAUUCCCACUCCGGCCAGUUCUGCGGCCACGCUACCAACACCCUCGAAGAAGUCGUCCAAAAUGCCAUUAAAAAAGGCAUGACCAUCUUCUGCAUGACCGAGCACAUCCACCGCGACAGGAUUGAUUUCUACCCCAACGAGGAAAAGUCUCACACGCCUAAAAGUCUGGAACAGCUCUACGACGACUUCUACCACGAGGCGUCACGGCUACGAAAAGCCUACGCCGACCAGAUCCAGCUAUUCAUCGGAUUCGAAAGCGAGUGGAUACGCGACUCAAGCUUAGGUAUCAUAGAAGGGCUGCUGGCGAAUUACGACCUGGACCUGUUCGUGGGAAGCGUGCACCAUGUUCACACUUGGCCUAUUGACUAUGACACGCCCAUGUACCAUGAAGCAAGAAAGGUAGCCGGUGGUAGUGAUGAGCAAGUGUUUGCGGACUUCUUUGACGCGCAGUAUGCAAUGCUGCAGGUGCUCAAACCUCCUAUUGUUGGCCAUUUCGACCUCAUACGGUUGAAGAGCGAUAAGCCGGAUGGUAGCUUCAGGGUCUGGGCGGAGGUCUGGGAGAAGAUUAUGCGAAACCUCAAAUUCGUCGCUGGUUAUGGCGGUGUAUUGGAGCUGAACAGCAGUAGUCUGAGGAAGGAGAUGAGUGAGACUUAUCCGCAGGUCGAAAUCUGCAAGGAAUUCUUGUCAAUGGGCGGCCACUUCACGCUCUCAGACGACAGCCACGGCAUCGAUCAAGUCGGCCUGAACUACGGUAAAGUGCUCGACUGCAUCAAGGCGGCCGGUAUCAAUGAGAUAUGCCAUCUGGCACCGGCAGCAGAUGGCGUGAAAGUUAACGACAGCCGCUUCCCCAACGUCGGCUGGAAGACUGUAGCGGUCAACGAUCUCGAAGCUCACGGAUUUUGGAAGGCGUCGAACCAGAGCUCAUCAAGGUGA